Messenger RNA from Suillus discolor, 2702 nucleotides. Its product is annotated as glycoside hydrolase family 95 protein. The transcript has 18 exons. Gene Ontology annotation, molecular function: alpha-L-fucosidase activity. Gene Ontology annotation, biological process: carbohydrate metabolic process. Lineage: Eukaryota; Fungi; Basidiomycota; Agaricomycetes; Boletales; Suillaceae. The record is from RefSeq and is a predicted model, not a curated record. Bases 163 to 2661 code for a protein of 832 amino acids.
AAUAGAUGGUUUUACUGGUCGCGCCUUCCAAAAGAGUCGUCCGCUAAGCGCUUCUAGUGUGCACUGUGCUUGCCCUUAGUCUCAUGCGCUUUGCCCUCUAGCUUUCAUAUCAGAAUUGCGAAGGAAGAACCUCAGCUGUCCAUUCACUUCGCAACCUAAAAUAUGGAAGUCUUUCAGGUCCUUGGAAAAUCCCUCUCAGCCCAUCUCCUCCAAGUUUCUACGACUCUCCUCCCAUACUCAAUCCAAGGACCCUUGCUGAGCGCUUUGGGCAUUGUGACGUAUGUUUCUUUGAUACCUUCUGCGCCUCCUAGCUUUCCGAGUUCUGGUAAUGGUCUCUGGUAUACCGCACCUGGGACGAUAUGGGUUCAAGAAUUUUUACCCAUCGGCAAUGGGUACUUGGGUGCGAUGUUACCUGGCGGUACUAACCAAGAAGCCACACAACUAAACAUCGAGUCCCUGUGGUCGGGAGGUCCCUUCCAGGAUCCCUCGUACAAUGGGGGCAAUCACUUGCCUUUCAAGCAGUCUCAAAUAGCCGUGAAAAUGCAGAACAUUCGCGAAGCUAUUUUUUCUAGUCCUACAGGGACAAUUGACAAUAUCGACGAGAUCAUGACACCCGGUGACACAUAUGGUUCAUACGCCAGCGCGGGAUACUUGAUAGCAACAUUGGAUUCAACUAGCUCAGUUUCGAAGUAUGCAAGGUGGUUGGACCUAGACGAAGCAGUGUCUCGUACUACCUGGUCUGAUGGAAGCACAACUUUUCUUCGAGAAUCCUUCUGCUCCCACCCUCUUCAAGCAUGUGUGCAAUACCUGAACAGCACGACUUCUCACGUCCUCCCAUCUGUGACCUAUGCCUACACCGUUGCCGGGGUCGAUGGCCUCCCGGCUCCGAAUGUUACCUGCUUGGAUGACAGAACACUGAGUAUUAGGAACUACGUCUCCAUCCCUGGUAUGCUUUAUGAGAUUCUUGCGCAGGCGCAGGCACCCAGCGGGCUGGUCUCGUGUUCUGCGGUAUCUGGGGCAUCCCCACCUAAUGCUACUUUGACCGUCCUUGGUGCAUCUGAGACGUGGAUCAGUUGGGUCGGAGGAACGAACUAUGAUAUGGCUGCCGGAAACGCAGCUGCCGACUAUUCCUUUCAAGGACCAGAUCCACACAACAAUCUCGUCGCGUUGCUUUCGUCUACCAAUCGUACAUCUUACGCUGAGAUGCUGAAUGGGCAUAUCAAAGACUAUACUUCCCUCGUUUCUCCCUUCUCGCUUUCCUUGGGACAAACUCCGGAUUUCAAUACCCCCACUGAUCAAAUUCUUGCUAGAUACCGUACUUCUGUUGGAGACACUUACUUGGAAUGGCUUCUAUUCAACUAUGGAAGAUACCUCCUAGCCAGCAGCGCUAGAGGCGCCCUUCCCGCAAAUCUACAGGGUUUAUGGGCUGAUGGGUAUUCAAACCCUUGGGGCGCUGAUUCCAAUAUCAACAUCCAAAUGAACUAUUGGGCCGCCGAGAUGUCUAAUCUAGAUGUGACUCAGUCACUCUUUGACUAUAUUGAGAAUACGUGGGGACCUCGCGGAGCGUACACUGCUCAGGUUCUGUACAACAUUAGCGAGGGAUUUGUGACACACGGUGAAAUGAAUAUCUUUGGCCAUACUGGUAUGAAGCUUGGCGGGAACUCUGCUCAAUGGGCCAAUUAUCCAGGAUGGCCGCUCGUCAAGCUGAAUUUUGUACAGGCUGUUGCCAGCUUUCAUCUAGAGAAGCUCAUCGAGGAUUUGCACUUCAACGAUUCGACUCUUGUUACCGCACCUUGCAAUUCACCAGAGCAAGUCCCUAUUACUCUUGGUUGCGCACAUGCUCAGCAGCUGAUAUGGCAGCUCUUCAAUAUAAUCGAGAACGGUUUCGAGGCAGCUGGUGAUACCGACACUGCAUUUCUAGAUGCGGUUAUUUCCAAACGGCAGCAGAUGGAUAAAGGGCUGCGUAUCGGACGGUGGGGUCAACUGCAAGAGUGGAAAGUCGACAUGGAUAUGCCGGACGACACUCACAGGCAUCUUAGUCAUCUGAUUGGCUUAUACCCCGGUUAUGCGAUAGCAUCGUAUUCCCCUGAGUUACAAGGUGGUCUAAUUGUCAACGGGACUUUCACGCGCUAUACCAAAGAAGAAAUUUUGAACGCUGCGGAAACCAGUCUGUUCCAUAGAGGUAUCGGAAGAGGCCCUGAUGCGGAUGCAGGAUGGGAGAAAGUUUGGAGGGCUGCGGCGUGGGCGCAGCUUGCCAACGAGACUGAAUUUUACAAAGAACUUACUCACACCAUCGAGAGAAAUUUUGCGCCCAACCUCUUUUCCAUGUACACGUCUGAUGGAAUUUUCCAGAUCGAUGCGAAUUUGGGGUAUCCUGCUGCUGUUUUGAAUGCACUGCUACAAGCCCCUGAUAUCGCGAAUAUCAACGUUCCACUCCAGGUUACACUUCUACCUGCUCUCCCUCUCACAUGGUCGACUGGCGAAAUGAAGGGCGCGCGCAUACGUGGGGGGAUCACCCUCGACUUUGCGUGGAAUGAUGGCAGGCUAACGACUAGCAACCUUUACCGUAGGGAGAGAGAUGUGAUAGUGAAGUAUGGUGGACGGGUUGUAGCACAGUUCAGGAGCAAUGGGGGAUACAGCCAAACCGUCUCUUCAUUCUAAGAAACAAAGUGGACAGAAAUUUUGAAUUCCUAACCAUGUAC